GGGUGGGUUGGGCGUUGUGGUGUUGGAUGGCGGGCGGGGGUUGUGAGGUAUAUAAGAGCAGGUGUGCCCUGUCUGCUACAGACUACACAGGUACCAGCAGCAGCAACACCUACUGUACCUUACCUAACACACUCACGAUGAAGAACCUAGCACUCAUGGUGGUGUUGGCGUGUACAGCAGCAGCUGCAGCAGCCGUGCCGAGACUCCGGCGAGACUCGACCUCUUUGGUCCUGGAGCUGCCGUCCAAUGCCUCGCUGAUCCUGGGCUCCGUACAGACUGGCUUCGAGUGCGCUGAUCUACCUUACGGUUACUACGCUGAUGAGGCCAACAACUGUGCUGUCUUCCACGUGUGUCUGCCACUCAUCAACUUCGGUGAGGUCCAGAUACGUCACUUCUCCUUCUUCUGUGGUGAAGGAACCAUCUUCGACCAGCAGCGUCUGGUGUGUGCUUUGCCCCAGGAAGCUGUGCCCUGCUCACAGGCAGCCGCCUACAGGAAGUCCAAUGAAUAUUUCGGUCCCCUUUUGACGUAA
Molecule: messenger RNA, 530 nt
Organism: Cherax quadricarinatus
Lineage: Eukaryota; Metazoa; Arthropoda; Malacostraca; Decapoda; Parastacidae
Source: RefSeq, a predicted model, not a curated record